CGCGAUCAAAAGUCGAGAUUUCGACUUUGCUGCAAGAGAAAGUGUCCUCGUCAUCGUAUCCUCGUGCCUCGGAGCUCUUUCCCGGUCUCGCGAGGAGCUCUUCUGGCCCUCGACGACCCCACCCCGCCUUUACUCUAUCUAUUCUAUCUAUUAGGUAUAUACCUCACUACAGCAGCCUUCAACAUUUCUCUCGCCGCAAAAUACAAAGUCACCAAGAUGGCAGCAGCUUGUAUCUUCUGCAAAAUUGUCAAAGGGGAUAUUCCAUCCUUUAAGCUCUUCGAAUCCGAGAAGGUCUUCGCAUUUCUCGACAUAAACCCUCUGAGCAGAGGGCAUGCUCUUGUGAUCCCGAAGUUCCACGGCGCGAAGCUAACCGAUAUACCUGAUGAUCAAUUGAGCGAGAUACUGCCAGUAGUGAAGAAGCUCGUCAAAGCAACCGGCGCAGAGAAUUAUAACGUCUUGCAAAAUAAUGGGCGAAUUGCGCACCAAGAGGUUGACCACGUACAUUUCCAUAUGAUUCCGAAACCAAACGCCGAAGAGGGGCUGUCGAUUGGAUGGCCACAACAGAAGACGGAUAUGGACAAGUUGAAGGAACUUUUUGCGGAGAUCAAGUCGAAGAUGUAA
Messenger RNA from Amorphotheca resinae ATCC 22711, 621 nucleotides. RefSeq lists its product as hypothetical. NCBI's taxonomy places the organism in Eukaryota, Fungi, Ascomycota, Leotiomycetes, Helotiales, Amorphothecaceae. The coding region runs from base 217 to 621 and encodes 134 amino acids. Gene Ontology annotation, molecular function: catalytic activity. The transcript has 6 exons. Gene Ontology annotation, biological process: nucleotide metabolic process. The record is from RefSeq and is a predicted model, not a curated record.